This is a messenger RNA of Schistosoma curassoni, 16866 nucleotides long. NCBI's taxonomy places the organism in Eukaryota, Metazoa, Platyhelminthes, Trematoda, Strigeidida, Schistosomatidae. The record is from the annotation of a GenBank genome assembly.
AUGGAUAAGGUUUCAAGAACAGCUCAUUUGAUUCAAAAUGAUACUCCAUACUUUAAAAUAAAAUGUAUGAGUACACAAGGGUCUAAAGUGGCAGCUGGUUUGUCACUUUCUUUCACAAUUGUCUUCACUCCUGAUGCUAACCAGGAUUAUCGACACGACCUUAUGUGUGUGACUGAUAGAGAACUGUUCUCCGUUCCUGUAUUUUGUAUUGGCCCAAGAGCGGUUCUAGAAUUGCCUGAUGAUAUCUGUUUUGAUGAGGUUCCAGUGAAAGUAGUGAGUAAAAAGCCGUUUUUUGUUGAACCCAUAUCUUUAAAAAUUGAAUCUGGUGCACUAGAAGAGAUAAAGGUUUCAUUCGUUCCUGAAAAUACAGGAGAAGUCUCGAAGAAUAUGUUCAUCAUUUAUGAUACUGGAGAAAGACUUCAGAUUAAUCUUCACGGUCACGGACGAGAAUCGUUGGUUUAUCUUAGGGAUAACAAAGUGUCAGUGAACGGAACAUUCAUUGGAUUACAUUCGCAGACAAAAGCUUUCAUCGUAAACGACUCAUCCGAUGUUAUCAGUUUUAAGUGGAGUCCUUUUGAAAAUAGCGAGGAAGAGUCACUUGUGAAUGACUUAUUAGUUGGAACGUUGAAUAACUCUUGUGAUUUUAAAUCUUUACUGAAGCAAAAGUUGAUUACGUGGGCCAGGAAAUUUUCUGAUCAACAAAUACCAUAUCCAACAAAUAUUCAAACAAUUGAAUCUUCUCCAUUCAAUAUUGAACCAAUUGAAGGACGUAUUCAACCAUAUACAACAUAUGAAUUUAUUGUACAUUUUAAUCCAGAAAAAGCUAAUUUAUAUGAAGAUCUAUUUUAUUGUGAUGUUGAAGGUGUACAAAAACGUUUAGUUCUAUCAAUUCAUGGUGAAGGUUUAGGACCAAAAAUUAAAUUCUCAUAUAAAUAUUUAAAUAUGGGAAAGAUAUUUAUUGGUUCACAGCAUAAAUAUGAAUUGGUUAUAUCUAAUACUGGAUUAAUUGAAACAAUGUUUUCAAUUCAUUGUAAAAAUAACACUGAGGGAGAUGAGAAUAGUCAAAAUAUAACUAAAUUUGGUAAAUAUUUUCAUCUUAUACCUGAUGAAGGAUUAAUUUGUCCUGGUGGUUAUCAAGUAAUACAAAUUGGAUUUAAUUGUAAUGAUUUACUUGGAGAAUUUAAUGAAGUAUUUCAAUUUGCCUUUGAUGGAUCAUCUAAUUUUGAAGAGAUUACAUUUAGUGGUACUGUGGUUGGACCAACAUUUCAUUUUGAUGUUCCAUCAGUGGAAUUUGAUCAAGUUUCUUAUGGAUUUUCAAAAGAGAAAAUUAUAACGUUGCAUAAUACUUCAUUUAUACCAAUGGAUUUUAUUCUUCGUAUCACUGAUCAUGAUGACAAUGAUGACAUGGAUGGUGAUAAUAACAAUGAACAAGAUGAACAAUUGAAUGUUAUUUCAAAUCAUCAUUCAAAUUUACAUAAAUCAUUUGAUAAUACAACAUUUCAAAUUACUCCAAACUAUGGAAAUCUACUUCCAAUGAGUUCAAUAAAUAUAUCCAUAAGAUUUAGUCCAAAAUAUUUAGGUUUAAAAAACUAUAAAUUAAUUGUUGAUGUUAUAAAUGUUGGGAAAAAAGCACAUUGGUUACCAAUAUCUACUGAGGCUAUCCGUCCAGAUGUAAUUGUAACACCGGAAUUGAUAAAUUUGAAAAGAUGUUUUAUUAAUUAUCCCUAUACUAUUGAAAUAACAUUAACAAAUCAAUCAAUCGAACCAGCUAGUUAUCAAUUUGUUGAACAAUUAUCAACAGUAAAAGAAGUAAAAACUAUAAAACUACAAACUAUUACAAAUCAAGAAAACGAUUCUAGUGAAGAAUCCAAGUUACAAUAUUCAAUAAAUAAUCCAGAGGGAUUUAUUAAUGGAUUAAAUUCUGUUAAACUGUCAAUAACAUUUAAAGCAAAAGUAUUAGGAUCAAUUACAAGUGAAUUAUGUUUCAAAAUUUGUGGCAUCAAUGAGAACCCAUUGAAAAUACCUGUAAAAUGUACGGGAGAAGGUCCAGUGUUACAUGUUGAUCAAACAAAAUUAGAAUGGGGAACAAUCCCUGUAUUACAACCAGUUGUUAAAAUAUUAAGAAUUUCAAAUGAGUCGUGUAUUGAUGCUAAUUAUAAUGCUAAGCUGGUACGAAAUGAUACUGUUUAUAAAGCUGAACCAUAUUCUGGAACUAUUCCAGGUUAUAGUCAUAUAGAUUUGAAUAUAAUCGCAAAUCUAGAUGAUAUUAUAUUAUUUAAAGAUCAGUUAAUUGUACAAGUUGAAAAUACUUCAAAACCAUUGAAAAUUGAACUGAGUGCAACUGGUCAAGGUGGUACAAUUGUAACACAACCAUCAGUGGGUUCAGUAUUAAAUUUAGGCAGUCAAUUUAGUGUUAAUCCAAUGAGAAAAUAUUUUAAAGUUAUAAACAAAGGAAGGAGGUCACAACAAAUAAUUUGGUCUAUAGAUGGACAAUCACCACGUAAAUCAAUCCAUAUGGAUGGUCAAUUAUCAGAUAAAUCGGAAUCAAGAUGGUCAAUUACACCACAUCGUUUUGAUCUUAAUCCAGGAGCAUCUACAGAAAUUUGUCUAGAAGUUCAAUGUGAUAGUGUUAAGACGAUUCAUGAGAAAAUUUUAUGUCAUUCAAUUAUUGGACGAAGUGCUAAAUACUUAAUUAAAACAAUUGAUGUUUCUAUUGACUUUAUUAAACCAGUAAUUGAAUUAUCUACAAGUGAACUGUUUUAUCGAAUAGAAAAGGCACCAUCUGAUGAAUUGUCUAUACAAUUCAAUCAUUUCACAAUGACUAAUAAAGUAGAUUUAUUAUUAACAUGUUUAUUGGAAGUUUGCAGUCCAUUCAACUUGUUCAUUGAUGAAAUUUACUCAUCUACAAUGACAUUUCAAUUAAAACCAUUUGAAUCAAAAGAAAUAACAGUUUCAUUUAAUCCAAAAUAUAAAGAUGAUUUAAUUAGUAGAAGAGCUGAUGAAUUAUUAUUUAUUAAGUAUGCUGAACAUCCACAAACUGAUGCUGUACGAUUAAUUGGUGAAGUACAUUUUCCAAAUGUUCAAUUUAGUUCUAAUCUAAUUGAUUUUGGUUGUAUAUUAAAUCAUACAGAAAUGACAGAACAUUUAAGUAUGAAAAAUAUUAGUCCUUUGCCAGUAAAAUUUCGUUGGACUUUACUUAUUGGUGAUCGACCAAAUAUUAUAUUUAAACGUCAAGCACGAUUAAUAGAAGAUCAAAUUCCUAUGAAUGUUCAAAAAUUAUUACCUAAUUCUCAUAUCAUUAAUAAUAAAAACAUUGAAAAUAUCAUACAAGAUAGUUGUCAAGAUACUAAUGACAUAGAAGAUGAAAUAAAAAUCAAUGAAUCAUAUAAUGAAUUCAAUCAAACUAUUCCAAAUCAUUUAACUAAUGAACAUAUAUUAGAUAAUAAUGUAAAUCAUAAUUUAUCUACUACUGAAAAUAGUAUAUUACGUAAUUUAAUUGAUGAAGAUGAAGAUAUUAUACCAUUAGGUAUUGAAGAAUUAUUUGAUAUUGUACCAUUAUAUGGUGAAAUUAAUCCAGGUGAAACAAUCUAUUUAAAUUGUACAUUUUAUGGACAUUCUAAUAUUGAAGCAUCUGUAUUAGCUUUAUGUGAAAUUGAUCAUGGUCCUAAAUAUCAUAUUGAAUUAAAAGGUUCUGCAUCAGAUAUUAUUUAUCAAAUUGAUCAAACUGAUCAUAUUGAUUUAGGUUAUCAUCGUUUAAAUCAAUCAAUAAUCUAUAAAUUUAAUAUAAUGAAUAUAGGUAAAGUAAAUUUUAAUUAUAAAAUUUCUUUUCCUACACAUGAAACAUUUCAUGAUUCUAUUGAACAAACAACAUUAUAUAAAAUAACUGAAUAUGGUCAAUAUAAAAUUAUACCAUCUUAUGGUCAAAUUAUUAAUAAUCAAUCACAAUCUAUUCAAAUUAUUUAUCAACCAUUGAAACCGGGUUAUUUUGAACAAGAAUUAAAUAUUCAAAUAGGAUAUUUUUUACCAAAAUCUAUUAAAAUACAUGGUCUAAUUGAUUUUAAUUAUUUAAAUAUAAAUUUACCACGUUUAUGUAUGAUUCAAACAAAAAAUCAUCAUCAUCAUCAACAACAACAACAAAUCAAUAAUGAUCAAUUAAUAAUCAAUAAAGAAAUCUCUUCAUCGAUUUAUCAAUUCACUAUGUUUAAAUUAAUUAAUCAAUUAUAUGAUGAUCUAAUCAAUUUUAUUGAUUUAUUGGAAAAACAACAACAACAACAAAAUAGAUCAAUUGUUUGUUUAUGUGAUACAAUCUUUUCAAAUCGAUCAGAUUUCAUUUUAAAUUCUAUUCAAAAUUAUAAUCAAUAUGAUCAAUUAUUUAUGCAUAAUAUUAAUUGUCCUAUUACAAAAGCAAUUAAACAUAUAUUAACAAAUCAAUAUUAUAGAAUGAAUAAAAUACCUGAGAAGAUAGUCAAAUUAAUACCAGAUAUAUAUUUACAAUUAAAUGCAGAAUAUGAAUAUAUUUGUAAUCUAUUAAAUGAUAACAAUAAUAAUCAAUAUCAUAAUGAUAAUCAAUUAAAAGUAGUUACCGAGACAGAAGAACAAAUGAAAUUAUGUUUUAUAAAAAAUUUAUACCUACCAUCAUAUUUACUUGAUUUUGGCAUAGUUAUAAUCGGUUCAAUUAUGAAACAAAAUAUAUCUAUUAUUAAUACAAGUUAUGAACCGAUUAGUUUUCGUUUUGAUACAACAUCUUUAUCAAAAGCUAAACAAUUUGGAUUUAGUACAAAUAUAACAAAAAUUUAUCAUUUACCUGGUUAUCCAGAUUGUGAACAAUUAGAUAUGGAAAUUACAUUUGAUACAAAACAAAUUAAUCAGUUAAUAAAUGAAAAUUUCAUUCAAACAGAAUUAAUUAUUAAAAUACUCAACGGACCUUCAAUAUCAAUAAUACUUAGAGCUAAUAUUGUAAAACCAACAUUAACAUCACAUAUAAAUACAGUUGAUUUUGGUGAAGUUCAACGUGGUGAAGCACGUAUAAUUACAGUACAAUUACAUAAUCCAUCUCCUGUUUCAAUAAAUUGGUAUCGUUUAAUACCAGAAUUACAAACGACUAAAAAUACUACUGAUUCAGUUUAUCCAAUUCGAGUUCAUAAUAAAUCAUACCAAAGUUUAUUAAAAGAGAAACAAAUAAGAAUUUUUGAAGUUAUACCAAGUAGAGGAAUAUUAGAACCGAAUGAAAAAACUAAUAUACAGAUAAGGUUUAUACCACUUGAAGAGAAGAAGUAUGAAAGCAAGAUUCUAUUGAGCAUUGAAAAUACUGAUACAAUUUUAAAAAUACACUGUCAAGGUAAAGGUUUAGAGCCACAAUUAAUAUUCGAUCGUGUUAUGUUACAAUUUCAACCAAUUUUACCAUAUUCAUUAAUUGGAAGUGAAGAAAGUGUUACUAUAACCAAUCCAUGUGAUUAUCCAAUAGAAUUUUAUUCGCUUGAAUUGGAUAAACAAGUUGUUCAAGAGGAUGAAAUAUUAAGAUCUAUAGAUGGAUAUGAUGAAUAUGGAAGAUUAUUAUUACCAUCACGUAAACCAGGUGAUUUGUUACCUUCAGAGGUUAUUGCUUACUACGAAGAACAAAAUAAAAUUGCCAAUUCUAAAUUAUCUGAUGAAUUAGAAGAAACUAUUCCUCUAGAAAAUAGUGAUGAGAAAAAUGUCAAAGAGUUAAAAUUCAUAGGAGUUUCUUCAUCAAGUACAUCAUUGAAAGAGGUGAAAAAAUCUAGUACAACCACCACUAAUACAACUCCAACAAAUAAUACUACUUCAACUAGUACAUCAGAACGUAAUAAAUCUGAUCAUCGAAAUGUAUUGUCUGAAUUAAUUCUCGAUGAGAUUAAACAUGAAGGUAGUAAAAUAUCAAAUUUCAAUAAUUUCAGUAAUGGAAAACAAACAUUAGAUGUUACACCUGUAUCACUAGCAAUAUCACGACAUUUGGGUAUGGAUUUAACUCAUGAGUCAUAUAAAUCAGGUAAAUUCGGUAUUGUAAUCCUUGUCAAUGGAGCAUUAGAAUCUAUUAGACGUGAUAUUGUCAAAGAUUUAGCUAGUAAAUAUCAAGCAAUUGUAAUUAACCUUAAUCAAAUUAUUAUUGAAGCAUUGCUUACAAGUACAACAGAUGCAGCUUGUCAAGCAAGACAAAUCUGUUUAAAUGUUGGUCUAGAAAUAAUUCAAGCAAAAUUGUAUACAAAACAAAAAGAACUUCAAGAACAUGAACUAGAACAAUGUCAAUUACAACAAUUAGCUGAUUUAGAAGUUAAAUUAGAUUCACCUGUAGAAUUAUCAGAUGAUGCACAAAAAGAUGAAGUUGAUCUAUCUACUGCAUCUAUUAGUGGAGAACAAUCCAAAGUAACCACUGGUCAACAACAUAAAACAUCAGUUAAUCGACAAGGUCAAGUUCCACACAAAACGAUGGGAUAUCGUGGUGCAUUAAAUGUACCUCGAAAAUUAAACGAUACUUCAUCAACUAUACCUGAAUAUAAUACAACAUGCAAAUCACGACGAAUUACAUAUUCAAUGUUUGAUGAUAUAAUCAAAUCAUCUAUUGAUAAAUCAACAUUAAAUUUAUUAAAUAAUGAACAAUUAUAUACAACAAUUUUAUCUGAUGAUAUAAUAUUACAUUUAAUACAUGAAUAUUUCAAUCACCAUAGUAACAAUAAUAAUAAUAAUACCAAUAAAGGUAUCAUUAUAGAUGGAAUUGAAUCAGAUUUUACAAAAAAUAGCAUAGCAACAAUAGAAUUAUUAUUAAAAUAUUUUAAAAAUAAUUAUAAAUAUAUUUAUACAAUAAGUAUUAAAUUCAAUUAUGAACAAUAUAAACAAUAUUUCAAUGAAAAACAAAUAAAAUUAAAUGAAAUCAAAAAUGUAUUGAAUAAACAAUAUCAUGAAAAAUUAAUUGAUUUAACUGAUUAUGAAUAUGAUGAAUUAAAUGAGAAUGAACGUCAAAUCAUUGAUCAUUUACAAUAUGAAUUACGUCAUGAAAAACAUCAAAUUGAAUUAGAAAAAAAACGUAUACAAGAAGAACAAUUACGUGAAGAACAAGAAGCUGAAAUGAAACGAUUAGAAAUGGAACGAAACAUGAAGAAAAGAGGUAAACGACAAGAUGAAAAAAUAACUAAACCAAUUACAUCGAAUCAAGUAUCAGUUAAAGAUAAUCGUGCAUUAUCUGGUCGAAUGAGUUCAAAACCUGUGAAAGACGUUAAUAAUAAUUUGGGAAAAUUAGAUGCAGUAGAUAAAUCCCCUUUAACAGUUUUAGAAGAAACACGCCGUACAUCACGAUCUCAUGAAAAACAUCGUAGAUCUGCAACUAGUUUCAAAGAUGAAGCAUUAGCUGAGGAAGAAGUUGGAGCGUAUAUGACAGAAGAAGAACACCUAUUAUAUCAAACCUUGAAGUCAUUUGAAGUUGACUUUCGUUCUCUGUGUGAAUUACUUAGUACAUGGAAUCGCGUUACGUUACAACAACAAGUAUCAUUAUUAGAAUCACAUGAAGAAAGUCCAACCUCGACUAUUGUCAAUUUACCUAUUGGUAAACGUGCUAGACAAAGUGGUUUAAAUUUUCCAUCUAACACUGUCAGUACUAAUUUAAACAAAACGAAACAUUCAAUUGGUAAAGUUGAUCCUUCUAAUAUACAAGUUAUAAAUGAAAAUGUAACUGCUUUAUUACCACCAAUCUAUUGUGAUGUGAAUAUAAUGAAUGAAAACCAACCGAAUAAUAAUAAUAAUAAUCUAGUUGAAAUGAAAAAUGAAAAAGACUCAACUGAUAAUGGUGUACAAAUUAUUGGGAUACCACAUCUAGUUGUUGAAUUUCCAUUCAAAAAAGAUACAAAUAUUAUUGAAGCUAUUAAACAGGAAAUCAACUUAAUGUUAACCGAUCCAGAUUUGAUUCAUGUUGAAAGUAUAGUUGGUACAAAGAUUAAAGAUAAUUUGUUAAUGACAAACAGUUCAGGACAACAACAACAACAACAAAACACAAUAUCAACCGAACUUUGUCAAUUAUUGUCAUAUCAUUUACCUGAACUCAAUGAAAUAAUCAAUUAUCUAGGUAUUGGAUCCGAUGGGCCACCUAUACCAGAACCGAAUAAUUUCUCAGUUAUAUAUUAUCCAAUUAAUAAUGAUACUACUAAUACAUUAGGAAGUAGAAAACAAAUUAGACAAUCAAGAAUAAUAAAAUUAAAUGAACAAAAAUCAAUUCAUAUAAAUUUGAAAUAUUAUGAAUUUUUACAUUCUGGUCAAGGUGAUCCAAUUAUGAAUACUGUACCAAUAGGAAGUUUAUUACAACUAACUGAUUCAAUUGGAGAUGAAGAAUUAGAAGGACGAAUAGAAACCAAUGAAUCUUCAAAUAAACAAAAAGUUGGCGAUUCAUCGCGUAAAACAGGUGGUCGAUCUAUUAAAAAAGAACGCAAAUCACCAAGACAGAAGCAUCAAACGUUAGAUCAAGGUGAAACUACAAGUCGUAAACCAAAAGUUUCUAUUGGUGGUGCAAACUUCGGUAAUGGUACUGCUCGACGUACUUCUGUCAUAAGCAUACAUUCAGAGCAAACAUCUUUGAAUGAUGAAAUUUCAAGCAUUGAAUCUAAUCAAUUAUUGAUUGGACAACCUCUUAAUCAUUUUCGUUGGAUUGUACCUGCUAAAGGACAGGUUCGUUUGAGAAUUCGUUUUCGUUGUGAUCAAGUUGGUCAGUUUGAUCAGAUAUUCAAUUUUGAAUUAUUGAAUAGUAGGAGAAUUUAUCAAUUAUACUGUCGUGGAAUAUGUGCUUUACCAACAAUUAGCCGUGAACCAAGAUUAAUCUAUGCAAAACGUAAACGUACUUGUAACCAAGGUGAAAUUAUUCAUGGUACCUAUUUAAUGUCUACAUCAUGUUUUGAAUUUGGACCAUUGUUAAUUGAAAAAUCUAAAGAACGAAUUCAAGAAAAUUAUUAUCCUGAAAAUAUUACCUACUUUAAUUUAGUGAAUACAUCACAAAUGGAUUCAGAUAUUAAAUUAUACUUUUUAAAUGAUCCAGAUGAAGAAUGUUAUAGUGUAGAACCGAAAGAAUUAAAUCUUAAACCAAAUCAAUCUAAUAGUGUACGUAUUUGUGCAUUUCCAAAAUUGAAUAAACAUUAUAAUGAUGCACUUGUUUGUUUAAUUAAAGAUAAUCCAGAACCAAUUCUAUUUAAAUUAGCUUGUGAUGGUGUUUUACCAGAAUUGGAAUUGGAUAAAAAAGUAUUUAAUUUUGAAAAAGUAUUAUUACAAAGGAAAGAAGUACGUUCUAUUAUUUUGAAAAAUCGCACUUUAUUACCAGCUCAAUGGAAAUUAUCUGGAAUCGAAGCGUUAGGUGACGAAUUCUCUGUAUCACAAGAUGCUGGCAUUGUUGAACCACAGUCAGAAUCUAUUGUCUAUGCUUAUUUUCGUGCAAUGAAAUCUGUCAAACCAAACCAGAAGAGAAGCUUACGUCUUGAAGUUUAUGAUUUAGAAAAUAUUGCUGGUUUAAUACAAGUAGAAACUAUACAAGUGAUGGCUGAAGCAUACGAUGUUGCUUUAGAUAUUACAUUUCCUAAGGGAAGUGAUGGUGGUAUUGAUUUUGGUUUAAUCAAAGUUGGUGAAGAAGUUAAACAUGCUAUUACAUUGAAGAAUAAAGGUCCUUAUGAAAUAGUAACUAACUUUAUCUUUACAAAGAAUGAUAAAUUUAAAACAGAUUUUAGUAGUAUCUUCACUAUGUCACCUCAACGUAUCAGUCUAUCUCCAACAGAUAAACUCACACAAGUAAACCUAACAUGUUCCACACAAUCAGAGUUAAUUUUAAAAGAAGCAGAAAUACUUAAAUGUCAAAUUAUUGAACCAAAUAUUAAAGGAACUCCACAACUGAUUGCAUCAAUUCCAAUAAAAUUGUCUGUAAAAGCAGAAUUCAGCAAAUUUACAAUUUCUCCCGCACAUGAUAUUAAUUUUGGUUCACUUAUAUUAAAUAAUCAUAAAACAAGACAACUGAUCAUUGAAAAUAAUGGAGAUUAUGAAUUCCGUUACUCAAUUAUACCUGUUAGUAAAAUGUUAGAGCUAUUAGCAACACGUGAAGCUUUAUUGAACAAAGAAUCUACAGGCACGGUGAAACAUAAAAUGUUAGAUCCAACCAUGCUGAGUUCAUCACAAUCUCGUUUACAGCAGGGUUUUUUCACAUUGAGUCCAGCUAGUGGAAUUGUUCCACCUGGAAAUGCACAAAUUAUAACAGUUGAUUGUUUGGCUGCUUCAUUGGGUCAAUGUUUAGAAGAAUUAACGAUUGAAAUAUCUGAUCGUGAUAUGAAAUUAUAUCCACAUGGAAUACCAUAUCAUCUUAAAGCGGAAGGGGAUCUACCACUAAUUGAAACCAAUGAUCCUUCAAUAAUAUUUGAAGAACAUCAUGUUUGCAAAAAUCUGAGUGUUUUAGAUUUGCCUGAUCUAUCGGAUACGAUUUCAUCCGGCAGUAUAUUUGGAAUUGAAGAAAAUCGCUUUGUUUAUAGAAAUGUUUUAGUUGGUUCACGUGUUGUUGCACGUUUCCGUAUAGCUAAUCGAAGUAAUGUACCUGCAGAUGUUUCAUUUGAAGUUUGUGCAGUCGGAACAGUUAGUCCUAAUCAACCAAAUGGACGUUCAAGUAGCCGAAGUAGUCAAUCUACUAGUUGUGAUUCGUUUGAAGUGAUACCAGAUAAAGCUCAGAUAGAACCACAUUCAUCUAGUUAUGCAAAUGUAACGUUUUGUCCAACAUCUAUGCAACUUUACACAGCAACAUUUAAUGUAUAUGUAGACAAUAAACUAUCUCCAAGUACCAUAGUUACUUCAGGUCGAGGAAGCACUAGUUCCAGUACAAAACGUUCUUCAAAUCCGCCUGUUCUUACUUUUGAAUUAUAUGGUGAAGGAAAUCUACCACAAAUAAGUGUUUUACAACCAAAACUUCGCAAUCGUGCUGGCCAAACAAUGUGCGUGUUUAAACGCAUUCAAGUUGGUAAAAUAUCAAGUCAGACAUUGUCUCUUCAGAAUAAUGGAUUAUUGAAUAGUCGAUUGAACAUUGAUCUCAUUGAUCCAGAAGGGGUGUUUUUAUUGAAGCCACAAUCGAACAAUGGUUCCUUACUGUUUUACAAUCCCCCAGACAUGUCGGCUGAUUGUACUAGUGAAUCAUCUGGUAAUGAUGAAUUAUCUAUAGCUAAACAAUCAUAUUUAAUUGGUUUAUUAUUAAAACCUAAACAUCAAUUUAAUUUAACAAUUUCUUAUAAACCAAAUAAACGUAAUAUUAAAAACUAUGGACAAAUUCAAUUAAUAGUAGUAAAUAAUGAAUAUGAAGAUACAUUAAUUGAAUUAAUUGGUGAAUCAUUAAAUGAUGAAGUAUGUAUUGAAAAUGUACCACAAUUAGAUAAUGACAAAUAUUUAUGUAUACAAAAUGCAUUAAAACGAAUAGUUUCUGUAUCGAAAUUAACAUUAGACGAUAUGGAUUGUGAUCCUAAUCAAGAUGAGAUUCAAACUACGUCAGCAUUACAACAUAACCAUUUAGACUUUGGUGACUGUGGUCCAAAUGAAACUAUAACGCGUACAAUAACAAUCACUCAUUGUGGCAAAGUUAAAGAGACAGAACCGACAAGUUUUCGUUUCAGUUGGCCAACUAAUAAUCCGAUUCUUCAAUUUCGACCAUCUGAAGGUCAUUUACAUGUAAAUCAAUCUAGACGAAUUGAAGUUACGUUCAAACCAUCUGGUUCACCAAUAACACUUAAAUCUCAAUGUAUUAAAUGUAACUUACAUCGUAUUGUUGUACCCGUUCCAGAGGGUUGUACGAAAGCUGUUGACUGGGAUGAUACAAAACAAGUUAUUCGUUGGGUUGAUGUACCUGGAGACAAAACGAAUGGACCAGAUUCUUCAAAUCGUUCAAUACCAACAACAACAACAACAACAACGACGGGAACAGUAAACUCACUGAAACCAACAAAUCAUAUUCAAACAGUAAUAAUAAGUUCAGAUAAUUUACAAGAACGAAAUAUUCAUAUGAAUUGUAAUUAUGGUUCAUCUAAUGAAAUAAUUUGUCGUAAACAAAAAUUAAUUGAAAUUGAACCAGAACCUCAUUAUGAAGAAGUAUUCGAUCAAUCAGAUCCUAAAUCAAUAGAAUUAUUCAUAUCUGCUAUAGCUGAUUUUGUUCAAUUUCGUUGUGAUCCAAAUAGAAUUGAUUUUAAAGAAACAAAUAUUUUUGAAAAACGAAUAUACAGAUUUGAAUUAUUUAAUCAAGGAUUAAUUACAUUACAUUUUAAAUGGUCAAUUCAUAUGAUAAGUUCAAUGACUGAAAAUGAGUCAAAUAAAAAUACUAAUAUUAAUGAAUGUCGGAGCACUGAUGAAAAUCAAAAUGAACACUGGGAUAAAUCACUUAUUCCAUUCAAAGUUUAUCCAAUUGAAGGUUGUAUACUACCUGGAAGAUCACAAUUUAUUGAGGUCACUUUUAGUCCACUUUUACUUGGUGAAUUUGAAGCGCAGCUUACGAGUAAAAUUGAUAAUUUAGCUCAACAAUCAUCCACUACAAAUCGUAAUCGACCAAUUUUGACAGCUCCAAUAAUCACAAUAACAGGAAAGUCAGAACAUUCAAUUCUACACUUUGAUUUAUGUGACUCAGAUUAUAUCUCAAGUGGGAGAAGAAAUCCAGAAUUACCUGGACCAAAUGGAACACCAUUCGGUGAAAGCCUAGAUCCAUUUACUAGAGUUAUUGAAUUCAAUACAAUUGGUCUAGGCUUAAAAUCUACUCGAUACUUUUCAAUUGUUAAUACAACUAGAGAAGAUUUUGAAUUUAUGAUUAUAAAUGAAGAUUCAAUUAAUGUUAAACAACCUCAAUCAGUUAAAUGUAUUGAAGAAAAGGGGAUUAUCUUAGCUGGAAAAAAAGUUAAUAUUGGAUUUGAAUACAUUUCUUAUCAACUUGGACUAAUUGAAUCGUUUUGGCGAUUUGUUGUAAACAAAUAUGAAUAUAGUGUUCCAUUACUUAUUGUCGGUAAUACAAGGGAACCAAAUAUACUAUUUGAUCAAUCACAUAUUAACUUUAAUGCUGUACUUGUUGGUCAUCAAGUUGGUAAAACUGUCUUGUUAAUUAAUCAAGAAGCUUCAACGUCAAUAUCAUCAACUACUUUCAAUGACAUAUGUAUGAAUAAUGAAGAACAAUCCUCAAAUAUAUUCGAGUUUGAAUUUUUGAAGUCAAGUCUUCAUAGUGCUGGAAAACAAGAUUCGAUUAUUGUUGAACCGAUGUCUGGUUAUAUUCCACCCGGUACAAAAUUACCUAUUCAAAUUACUUUUCAAGCAAAUGGUGAACGUGAUACUAAUAUCAAUUUACAAUGCCUUAUAAAACAUCGUGAUUUACCUUUAACAUUAAAUGUUAAAGCUCAAGGAUAUACAAUUCAUUCAUCAUUAUGGAUUGAUUGUAUUCAAUCAAAUAAUAACAAUAAUCAUAAUGACAAGACAUGUAAAGCUACUAGUGAACUAAUUGAACUUACACCAUUAUGGUCACCAUGUAUUGGUAUUGAUCUAAUAGAUCUUAUCAAUAAAUCAAUAAAUCGAAUUCAAAAUGAUCAAAAUUUAAUCAAUAAAUUAUCUGAAUUAAAUUUUGGUAAAUUUUAUCCUGGUGAAUGUAUUACACGUAAAUUAGUAGUCUAUAAUAAUGGAAAAUAUAAAUUUGAUUUUAUAUGUCAAUUUAUGUCAUUAAGAAGUAAUACAAGUAUCAAUGAAAAAAAUGUACAGAAACAUAAUAAAGAACAACAAUUGAUUGAUCAAUUAAUUAAUGGUUUCACUAUAGAUGAUAUCAAUCAACCACCAUCAUUAAUAAUCAAUCCUAAUUCUGGUAGUUUAUUACCAAAUGAAAAAUUAACAUGUACAAUUACAUUUCAGUUACCAAAGCAACUAAAUGUAUUAAGUGUAAAUCAUUUAAAAUUAUAUAAUUUACUUGGUAUUUGUUUUAUAAUACGUGAUGGUCCUAUUUAUGGUAUUAAAUUAUUAGGUUCAAUCAAAAAACAAAUGAUACAAUUUUCUGAAACUUCUAUUGAUUUCGGUUCACAAUUCAUUAUGCAAUCCGGUCUUAAACCAUCUAUACGUUAUUUAUAUAUUAGUAAUAAUGAUAUAAAACAAGAAUUAAGUAUUGAAUGUAUUACAAAAUCAUCAAAAAUAUUCUCUUAUAAUUUUAUACCAACAAUUUUACCAAAGAAAGAACAACAAGAAACUAUUGGAUCCAAUUCAAAUAUUCUAUGUUUACCAAUAUACUUUUAUCCAUAUCAUGAUCAGUUCUAUAAAGAAACAAUAAUAUUUGAAAUUAAUGGUUGUAGUCAAUAUACAAUUAAUUUAUUAGGUAAAGGAUGUGAAUUAAUCAUUGAACCAAAAGUAUAUCCAUUAUUGAUAAUGAAUAAAACUAAGAAAGGUCUUACAAAAAUCACUCAAUUCAAUGAUGAAGAUGAAUUCAUUCAUAAUAAAAGAUGUAUCAAUUUAGGUUAUUUAAAAACUGGUCAAAUAUCACGACGAUUUAUUAGUUUAAUUAAUAAAAGUUCUGCACCAAUAUGUCUACAUCAAAUCCAUUUGAAUCAACCACAAUCUAAUAAUAAUAAUAAUAAUAAUGAGAAUAAAUCUAAUUCAAUUCAUAUACAAUUUUGUAAAUCAAUUUCUAUGAAUAAACCAUUCAAUAAUUUUGGACCGAUCAAAGAAAUUAUGACACCAAUCAUUAUUCCAUCAAAUGGUGGGGAAAUAAUGAUCAUGUUAAGUUUAACAUCAAAUUAUCGAUUAUCUAAAUUUACUGAAGAAGUUCUAUGUGAGAUUUCACGUGUAGAUCAAAAUGAUAAAAAUAUAAUUCAAUUGUCUAAGAAUCAAAUAAACACUACUAUAACUAUUAAUAGUAACCAUAGAAAUAAAGAAGAAAUGAUUUCAAAUCUACAAGAGAAUACUAAUAUGUUUUUACCAGUAUUUUCAAUAUAUGGUGCUGUGAAUACAUAUGAUAUUAAUUUUAAUACAGAAUCAAUUAAUUUUGGUUCAGUUGUACGUGGUAGUCAAUUAAGUAGACGUUUAGUUUUAAUGAAUACCGGUGAUUAUAAUACAAAAUUCGAAUGGGAUAAAUCAACUUUCACAUCGGAUUUAACUAUAGAACCAAUGAAUGGAUCCAUUGGUCCAGGACUAGAAGUAACAUUUAUUUUAACUCUUAAACCAAGUAAAUUAACACGUGAAAUACGAAUAGAUAAUGUAGCAUGUCAAAUUCAAGGUAUAGGAUCAAAAUUAAUUACUGUUAGUGGAGCGUGUGUGCCACCUACUAUUAUUAAAGAAAUACAACAAUUUUCAACGAUUGUUAGACAGCAAGAUAUUAAAAAUCUGCAAAUUGUUAAUCGUACAAAUGCUAAUUGGCAAAUCAAACCAGUUAUUGAUGGUGAACAGUGGGAUGGACCAAAAAUAAUUGAUAUACCUCCACAACAAAUAGGAAUUUAUGAAUUAACAUAUAAACCAUUAACAAUGACUUUAGAUGGAGCAAAACAUAAAGGUACAAUAUUCUUUCCAUUACCUGAUGGUACAGGAUUAUUAUAUAAUUUAUGUGGAACAUCUGAUGCACCAAAAUCAAUGAUGCGAAUAAAUCGUGAAAUUGAAUGUAAAAAAUUACAUACGGAAAUUGUACAAAUACCAAAUUGGUUAAAUGUAUCACAAAGAUUUCGUGUUUCAAAAGAAAUUCUUCGACCGGAUAAAUUAGAUCCAAGUACAACUAUUCAAGGAUUAAAUUAUUUAGAUGUACCAGCUGAUUCAAGUAAAGAGUAUAAAUUGAGUAUAUUCACUUAUCGAGAAGGUUUUACAUUGAUUAAAGUUACAUUUACAAAUGAAACAACUGGUGAAUAUCAAUAUUUUGAAGUGAAUUUUAAAUCUAUCAGAAAUAAAAGUUUAGAUUUGAUUAAAAUGCAAACACCUAUUCGUAAACCUAUUACACAUACACUCAUAUUAGAAAAUCCUUUAUCAAUACCAGUGAAUUUUCAAAUGAGUACAAAUAUCUCUGAAGUUCAAUGUCCAAAUCAAUUACAAAUACCUGCUAAUUGUGAAGGUAAAGUAACACUUGAAUAUUUACCAAUUAAAAUUGGUCAAAAUAAUGGAAAAUUUGAAGCUAAUUGUAAUGAAUUAGGUUCAUUUGUAUAUGAAUUAAAUUUACAAGCUACACCAGCUAGUUUUGAAUCGACAAUACAUUUUCGUACAACCAUAGGACAACGACAUUGUCAAAUUGUAAAAUUUACAAAUUUAUCAAAAAAUAAAAAUGAAUUUACUACUAACGUUGAUAAUUCUGAUUAUCAUUGUGAAAAACAAAUAAUUGUAGCACCGGGGGUUGAAGCAUCAUUGGAAGUUGUAUAUGAACCAACUAGUGUGGGUAAUUCACAGGCUACUUUAACAAUUACAAGUGCACAAGCUGGUGAAUACAGUUUUCUACUUAAAGGUACUGCUCUACUACCACAACCACAAGGUCCAAUAAUCAUAAAAGCUGGUGAAACAAAACAUAUCAUCUUCCGAAAUGUUUUCCCUACACCCAUACUUUAUUCAUUUCAGGCUGACAAUACUUUAUUCAAUCUACCGAAACAAAGUGAAGUUAUUAGACCUGGUAAAGAAUUUAGAAUUCCUGUUGGUCUUGACGCUAAUAUCACUAAAUCUCCUGUAACGGGUAAACUAGUUGUGACAGCAGUCCGUGCACAGUCAAGUGCACGUACAAUCCGUAAAGGACCAUCAAAUGUAAUUAGUGAUACCACUUCCCUAUCAUCAUCAUCGUCUUCAUCAUCACCACAACAGCAACAGUCAAGCUUCAUUGAUUCUACAAUUACAGAAAAAGGCGAAGGAUUUCAAUGGGUUUAUUAUUUACGCGGUGUUACAGGAUAA